AUGGUGGAUGUGUUACAGGGUAUGAUGGAUCUUGCAUUUAAUCUAGUUCCUGCUUUGAAUUCUUCUGAUCCUAAGAUUUGUAAACCAUUUAAAUCAUGUGCAGAUGCCUUUUAUGCAACUCAUAAAGAUUGUUAAAUUGCUAAUAAAAAAUGCACAACAGAUGGAACUACGGGUUGCAUUCCUUUAGGUGCAUGUUCAACAUAUAAAUCCUAACCAGGAUGUUAGAUAAAUGAUAAAGGAUCUGUAGUUGAAUCUGGUGUUAUAACUUCAACAGGUGUUUGUACAUGGGAUUUGAGUACAAGUGGUUGUAGAGAUUAAAUUUGCUCUGAUUUGAAUGGUGUUACUCAUGCAAUUUGUAAUUCUUAAUUAUCAACAUGUACUUCAGAUGUUAUUCAACCUAAAUUAUUUGUUCAACAGCUGUUGGAAAUGAUGGACUUUGCUUUUGGGAGGUUGGUUCUGAUUCAAAUAAUAAUACAGCCAAAUGUAGAUUACUUUCAUGUGCUGAUAUUCAAAAUGGGAACAUCCAUUAAUGUUUGUUAAGCUGCUUUACCAUCUUGCAUUUCACAAAUGGAACUGUCUUGUAUCCCAAAGGCUAAAUGUUCAAGUUACACAACUAAAACAGCAUGCAAUUUUGGUGGAUUAGAUGGAAUUUGUGUAUUUACAUAAUCAACUUCUGCAUAGGCUGUAGCUGAUAGUGGAACUUGUACUUUAAUGAAUUCAUGUUCAUCUGCAAAUAAUGAUUAAAGUGCUUGUGUAGCUGCAUAAGAUAGAUGUUCAUGGAGUGCAGCUAGUUCUAGUAUUACAAGUAUAUGUACAAAUCAUACAUGUGGUACAUAUAAUUAAGUGAGUGGAACUUGUUCAAGAUUCUUUAAUUGGGAUAAAUAAUCAUAAUAAAUAUGUUCUAUGAUUAAUGGAAUAUGUAGAGCCACUGAUCCAUCAACAUUAAUAUAAACUGAUUGUUUUAAACUUUCAGGAUAUACAUAUACAUGGAAUAGUUCAGCAAACAAAUGCUAAGUUUGUACCAAAAAAGAUUAGCCAAAUGGUCCUAUCAAUAAUACAAUCAAUGAUACAAAUAAUACUAAUACGGCUUAAGGGUUAUUAUUAACAUUCAUCUUAGGCUAUUUGAUGAUUUGA
Molecule: messenger RNA, 1134 nt
Organism: Paramecium tetraurelia
Lineage: Eukaryota; Ciliophora; Oligohymenophorea; Peniculida; Parameciidae
Exons: 2
Source: RefSeq, a predicted model, not a curated record